Paramuricea clavata is the source of this 180-nucleotide messenger RNA. The record is from the annotation of a GenBank genome assembly. Lineage: Eukaryota; Metazoa; Cnidaria; Anthozoa; Malacalcyonacea; Plexauridae.
AUGGCUUUGCCCUUCCCUUCACCGACGUAUAAAGAGCGCGAGAAAGAUGAAACCUUCGUCGACAGUCAUCGUGAAAUAGAAGAAAAAUUGGAAAUGGUUUUGUCCCGGCUUAGCAAACUCGAGAAAAAAUCUCAGAGUGAGAAAAGAGCGCAAUCUUUGCUUGUUGCUGAGAAUAACAAA